GGGCGCGCUCGUCUAAACAGCCUGAGGCGCGGAGCUGUGACGGCAGGUGAGGAGGUUAUCGGGGAUAGGGUGCUUCUCUCACAGGGGCCACCCUCAGAAGGGCCAUGCUUCGAAGGGCGCUGCGGCUCGGCGUGGGCCGGUGCCCCUUGGGACGGGGGCUAGGCACACGGAGAGGAGGCUCCACUCUGGACUGGGAUGGAAAGGUGUCCGACAUUAAGAAGAAGAUCCAGUCAGUCCUUCCUGGAGGGGCCUGGAAUCCAUUGUAUGACACCAGCCACCUGCCCCCUGAACACUCAGAUGUGGUGAUUGUUGGGGGUGGGGUGCUCGGCCUGUCCGUGGCCUAUUGGCUGAAGAGGUUGGAGAAGCGACGAGGUGCCAUUCAGGUGCUGGUGGUGGACCGGGACUACACGUAUUCCCAUGCCUCCACCGUGCUUUCUGUGGGUGGGAUUCGUCAGCAGUUCUCGUUGCCUGAGAAUAUCCAGCUCUCCCUCUUUUCAGUUGACUUUCUACGGAAUAUCAAUGAGUACCUGGCUGUAGUCGAUGACCCUCCCCUGGACCUCCAGUUCAACCCCUUAGGUUAUCUUUUGCUGGCUUCAGAAAAGGGUGCUGCGAUCAUGGAGAACAAUGUGAAAGUGCAGAGGCAGGAAGGAGCCAAAGUUUGUCUGAUGUCUCCUGAGCAGCUUCGGAACAAGUUUCCCUGGAUAAACACAGAGGGAGUGGCUUUGGCGUCUUAUGGGCUGGAGAACGAAGGCUGGUUUGACCCCUGGUGUCUGCUCCAGGGGCUUCGGCGAAAGGUCCAGUCCAUGGGCGUCCGUUUCUGCCAUGGAGAGGUGACACGUUUCAUCUCUUCAUCUGACCGCAUGGAGACUGCAAGUGGGGAAGAGGUGACUUUGAAAAGGAUCCAUGAAGUCCAUGUGAAGAUGGACCGCAGCCUGGAGUACCAGCCUGUGGAAUGUGCCAUAGUGAUCAACGCAGCAGGGGCCUGGUCUGGGCAAAUCGCAGAGCUGGCUGGUAUCGGGAAGGGACCGCCUGGCACCCUGCAGGGCACCAAGCUACCUGUGGAGCCAAGGAAAAGGUAUGUGUACUUGUGGCACUGCCCCCAGGGACCAGGCCUGGAGACUCCAUUCGUUACAGACACCAGCGGAACCUAUUUCCGCCGGGAAGGACUAGGCAACAACUACCUGGGUGGCUGUAGCCCCACUGAGGAGGAGGAACCAGACCCAGGGAACCUGGAAGUGGACCAUGAUUUCUUCCAGGACAAGGUGUGGCCCCAUUUGGCCCAGAGGGUACCAGCUUUCGAGAGUCUGAAGGUUCGGAGUGCUUGGGCUGGCUAUUACGACUACAACACCUUUGACCAGAAUGGCGUGGUGGGCCCCCACCCACUAGUCGUCAACAUGUACUUUGCUACCGGCUUCAGUGGCCAUGGGCUCCAGCAGGCCCCUGCCGUGGGGCGAGCUGUGGCGGAGAUGGUGCUGGAGGGCCACUUCCAGACCAUCAACCUGAGCCCCUUCCUCUUCAGCCGGUUUUACUUGGGAGAGAAGGUCGAGGAGCGCAAUAUCAUCUGAGCCUGUAAGCUCUUCACUGCAUCCCCAGUACCCCGUCUGUCACCCUUGGCUCUAAUUCUGGCCCGUGGUCACAUCCUCACUGCUUGAGUCCUCCCCAGCACCAUGCCAGGGUCUCCUCUACCCUCUUCUGCUCUCAUCCAGGUCACUCUGCCCCCAUAUGGCU
Messenger RNA from Ceratotherium simum simum (southern white rhinoceros), 1728 nucleotides. It is a transcript of the gene FOXRED1, whose product is annotated as FAD dependent oxidoreductase domain containing 1. Gene Ontology annotation, biological process: mitochondrial respiratory chain complex I assembly. The record is from RefSeq and is a predicted model, not a curated record. Gene Ontology annotation, cellular component: cytoplasm. NCBI's taxonomy places the organism in Eukaryota, Metazoa, Chordata, Mammalia, Perissodactyla, Rhinocerotidae.